Messenger RNA from Esox lucius (northern pike), 5730 nucleotides. RefSeq names its product pleckstrin homology domain-containing family G member 3. Lineage: Eukaryota; Metazoa; Chordata; Actinopteri; Esociformes; Esocidae. The coding region runs from base 504 to 4808 and encodes 1434 amino acids. The record is from RefSeq and is a predicted model, not a curated record. The transcript has 18 exons. Gene Ontology annotation, molecular function: guanyl-nucleotide exchange factor activity.
UUUGGGCACUGGGCAAAAUGAGAACCGAGUUUAAGGCAUUUAAACUUGAAUUCUGAGUCAUUUUCUAAGUUGACCAUACACAAUGACCAAAAGAUAAAUGUAUUUUUUUUAAAGAGAAAAAUACAUACAUACGAAAUGGUAUGAUUUUUUUCCAUGUCAAUUUAAUGCCAAAUUGGACAAUUUGAGGGAGCACAUUCUACCAUUGUCGAUUAGAGUGCUCUGAAAGGAGGCGGUCUUUGACCAUUGCUCACUGCGGUCUAUUUUGCCGUGUUCUGUUCAGUGGCUUUAGGAGUGGGUACAGUACAACUGGAGAUCGUGCGGUGGAUUUCUCUGUUUGACAAUGUGAGCAUAUAUACAAAACUAUUGGAAAACUACAAACGGAAUUCAUAACUUACCGAUAAACUACUGCUACACUUCAGAAGGUCAUAGGGAUACAAUCUGCAUACUCAAACAUUUGGUCCUGAGUUCUUUGUUUUCUCUGCGGGUCCUGAGGCCUGAGUGCCAUGCCAGAGGAGUCCCACAGUGCUGUCCACAAGGGCCUAAUGGGGGAAGAAUCUCCUCAGCUGUACUCUGCCCUCACCAUCAGCGAUGGGCGCGAUGGGCGAACCGAUGGUUACAGCCGGCUCUGUGCUUGCCCAUCGGAGGAAGAGGCCUCUGGCCGUCCGGUGAGCCUCGUCUCCACUCUGUCAUCCAGCUCAUCCAGGGACAGCCACAGCCUCUACGGCAGUACCGCGACCCUCCCCUCCUCCGCGCUGCCUCCGACCAGCGGAGAGGACAUUGACCUGGAGCUCAGCCCCACGGAGGGAGCCAGCCCGCAGACGCCGGCCCAGGUUCAAGGCCUGAGCCCGGGGGAGACCCGAGGCCAGUGGCUGGACCAGGGUCAGAACAACAACAGUAUAACCACCACCACCUUCAACACCAGGACUAGUGACCCCGAGACCCUGACCUCGCCCUUUGCCGCAGAAGCCAUGACGCCCAACCCUAAGCUGAGCUAUGUGGACCGCGUGGUCAUGGAGAUCAUUGAGACGGAGCGCAUGUACGUCAGGGACCUUCGCAGCAUUGUGGAGGAUUACCUGGCACACAUCAUAGACAUGCACAACCUUCCCAUUGAACCAAAACAGGUGUCUUCCCUAUUUGGAAAUAUAGAGGACAUUUAUGAGUUUAACAGUGAGCUGUUGAAGUCUCUGGACAUGUGUGAAAAUGACCCAGUAGCUGUUGCCAGAUGUUUCGUAGACAAGAGUGACGAUUUUGAGAUCUACACACAGUACUGCACAAACUACCCCAACUCUGUAGGUGCCCUGACUGACUGCAUGAGGAGUAAGACCCUGGCCAAGUUCUUCAGGGAUCGCCAAGCCUCCUUAAAGCGCUCUUUGCCCCUGGGCUCCUACCUGCUAAAACCUGUCCAGAGAAUCCUCAAAUACCACCUGCUGUUGCAGGAGAUUGCCAAACACUUUGACCCCGAGGAGGAGGGCUAUGAGAUGGUGCAGGAGGCCAUCGACACCAUGACCGGCGUGGCUUGGUACAUCAACGACAUGAAGAGAAAGCACGAACAUGCUGUCAGGCUACAGGAGAUCCAGUCUCUCCUGAUCAACUGGAAAGGUCAUGACCUCACUACGUACGGCGAACUUGUCCUAGAGGGAACCUUCCAGGUCCAACGUGCCAAGAACACCAGGACGCUGUUCCUGUUUGACAAGAUGCUCCUCAUUACCAAGAAGAGAGGAGACCACUUCAUCUACAAGACACACAUCUCUUGCUCAACCCUGAUGCUGCUCGACAGUGCCAAGGACCCCCUGCACUUCAGUGUGAUCCACUUCAAGCAUCCCAAGCAGCCUCAUAUUGUGCAGGCCAAGACUGUUGAGGAGAAGCGCCUCUGGGCUCAUCAUAUAAAGAGGCUGAUUCUGGAGAACCACCACACCAUCGUCCCACAGAAUGCAAAAGAAGGCUUUCUGGAAAUGGAUUCUCUCUAUCCAGGGUCAGGGAGGUACCGCUACAGCCCAGAGAGGUUGAAGAAGACUCUAGCAUGCCAGGCUGAAAACCUCCCCGCAGUGGGGAGGCAAGGACGCAGGAGGUCAGAACCAGCUAAACAGAUUGUGAGGACGACCAACGCCAUUCUGAAGCACGCAGACAGUGAAGGUGCUCUGCUGGGGCAUCGGCUUUCCCUGCAGGACCCCGCUAGUGUCAGUACACUGGGCUCCUGCCCAGCUGAGCCUGACAGGCCUUCUGUGCAGGAGGACCAGGAGGAGCUAGGCCGCAGGAGGUGCUCUCUGGACCAGUUGAGUCCCAGGGACAGAGAUGACCCUAAGCCAGAUUCGCCACCAUGCCAGGUGGGCCCUGACCAGGAGGAAGAGAUAGGGGCGAUGAACACGGAUGAUACUCUAAUGGUGGACGACCAGGUAGCCGACUUUGCCAGUUCCAUGCUGGCAGCCAUCUCCUGUUGGCACUAUAGGGCCAGGGCUUUGCUUUCCGCUCAGUUCACAACGGCUUAUGUGGAGGUAGGGUCUUCUCAAAGCAACGUUCCUCAGAUAAUGGUGAUAGAACCGCAUGAGGGUUAUCCACCCAGAGACAAAGGGCCUCAUGCCUCGCCCCCCCUGGCUCCCAGACAGCAUAUGACACUGGAGCCUGAGGAGAGGUGUGAAGAGGGAGUCAUGGAAGAGGAGCGCUACAGGGAAGAGGAGCGCUACAGGGAAGAGGAGCGCUACAGAGAGGAAGAGGAGGAAAGUGACUGCUCUGCCCUCCAUCAGGAUGCAAUGGACUCGUCAGUGACUAAUGGAGAUUGUUCAGAGUUGGGUGAGGUAGAGGAGGAUGGGGCAGUGGGGAAGGAGACGGACAGCAUCCUGCCUGCUUCUGUGCUGGACCAGGCCGGUGAAAUAUCAGAACAUUUUGUCAGUGGUCUUUCCCAGAGAGGUAGCCUGGUAGUCUCAGAGGACCAGCAUUCACCGAGCAGCCCCUCAUCUCAACUGUGCUGCAUGAGAAACGGGAACACAAGUCAAAGCACUGAGCUCCAGGUGAAGGCCCAGACUCUAGUUAACUCAAUCCCAAAGCCCCCACUGCUCUUGGAAGCCAAACCCUUGACGCCGGCCCCUGUACCAGACCACCCGAUUGAGUCUAAGAGCAAAUCCACUCUCUCCAACCUGGACCAGAUACUCAUCCACAAGAUCAGGAAGUAUUAUGAGCAUGCAGAGCGCCAGGAUGCCGGCUUCAGCAUCAAGCGCAGGGAAAGCCUGUCCUACAUCCCUGCAGGCCUAGUCAGACAGUUAAGUAGUCAGCUCAACAGCAUUCCCCAGGAGCAGGUGGUUCCAGGACACCGGAAGGUCUCUCCAAACAACCGGCCCACCUCCUGGUCAGUGUUCGACCUCCCUGGCCUGGAAAAGGAAAAUAGCACUAAUGAUACCCCUGUGCUGGAGCCACAGAAAGCUACUGAUGUCGAGCCCAGCUCCCAAUGUGUCAAAGAUGCUCCUGAGUUAUUUAGACCCGCCUUGGACAUGAUCCAAGUUUGGCGAGACAUGGAGAUGGAUGAGGCCACUGGGAGCCUUGAAGAACCCAAGGGUAUCCAGAAGACGGAGAGCAUUGACAAUCCCAGUUUACAUCAUUCCAUAUCUACACAUCGACCCCGAAAGGGGGGAUGCAGCAGUGAGAGCCCUGAAACUGAGAACAUCAAGCCUCUGAAGAUCCUGGAGGAGUCAGACAUGGGCACUGCCUCAGAAGAGUCCCCAGCCCCGAUUCCCAUGACAACCUCUCCAGACCCAAUCUCAGAGCAGGACUAUUCUGAGGAUAAGACUCUUAAGUCUGAAGAGAGGGUCAGUAGGACCUUUCUACCCAGGAUCACCAGCCUGCGUUCCCAGGGAGAGGAGGACCUGAUCCUGCAGGACAUGGAGAGGAUGAAGAACAAGGUGUUUCAGCUGGCCCGCCAGUACAGCCAGCGCAUCAAGAACAGCAAGCCUGUGGUGAGGCAGAGAAACAGUGAGGCUGAGAACCACCUCACCCAGAACGACCUGCCUGCUAUCAAUGAGGAAAAGGUCCAAAGGGGUCGGCCUAACCUGACUCUGACACUUAACAACUGUGAGCCGGUGGUCAUGCAUCGGUUGAGUUCCCCAAGCCCUGCCACAAGUCUCAGUUCUGGGGCCAGCUCACGGGUCACAUCCCCUUGUCCCAAUGGUUCCAGCAGCCCAGUGCAGACAGAGAGUUUCCACUGGCCCGAUGUCCAGGAGCUACGCUCCAAAUACACUAACCCCAGGCUGGACGAUGUAUCCUCCCACCCUUCACCUGUCAGCCGUAGCAACUCUGUCCCAGAAAGAAUGGAGAGUUGUACUGUGGGGUUCAGCACCUCAUGGAUCUCCACUGCCUACUCAUCCAGCUACAGCAACUCCACAGACACUAUCAGUGGACAAACAACCACCAAGUCAUCCAAAGCUUACCUGUGCCCGGCCUCUGUGGCAGAGGCUCAGCAACAACCUGCACUGUGCAGGUGGGACUCUUUAGAUCAAAUGCUGGGUACACUGCCUCUACAUGACCUGCAGAACCUCCCGGAACCCAUGAGGAGCUGUUAUGUGGCCAGUCAAGCCAGCCUGCCCAAUGAGCACAAUGUUAUUGUUGUGGAGAGGGUUCCAAGUGUCAGGCCAGCGGAGACCGGGGAGAAAGAGAGAGUGGAGGAGCAAGGAGCUGAAGGAAAGGGAAAACUCCAUACCGCAAAUAGCUUUGACUACCAAUACUGUGCUAAGAUGUCUUCACUGACUUCUGGCAAAAAGACUGAGAGUAGUCUGGUGAAAAACCUGCGAGAAAAAUUCCAGAACUUAGGUUCAAACACAUGAAUGCUUGAAAGCCGUAACAGACGGCCUUAGUCAUUGCAUUUGGUAAAUCAUGUAAUAAGCCUUCUUUUACCUGUAAAUACAAUUGAUGAGAAAUGACUACAAAUACUGUCUGUUAGCCAGUGACUACUGCUACUUUUAUUAGUUUUUUUCUUAGUUCUUGUUUAUUUCUGUCAGUUUCUUCUCACAUCAGACACUAAUGUGGUAACGUCACGUGAUAUUAUGUACAAGGGAUAUUGAACAAUCAAAACUAUAACCACAGGAGAGAUGUAGGUGACAGUGCCAAAUGUUUAUACUUGUACAUUUUUGUUCUACCACCUUUAUAAAAUGUGUAAAGUAUAUGUAAAGAGGAGGAGUUUGUAAAUCUUGAAACUGGUUUUGAGUAUAUUUGAGAAAAUCAACAUUAGCAUAUUAGAGUUGAUCUGUGAUGUUUACCCAUAUUGUUUAUCCUGUAUGACUAGUUACUCCCACAAUGCAAAUGUGAGGGUCAUAGCAAGACAGUUGUGAAAAUAAGUUUUGGGAGGUACUGUACAAUAAUUUAAUAAGAGUUGUAAACCUGGGAGGCUGGGCCACCAUCGAAGUGAUUAUUGCAGAUUUACAGCCAGGAUGGCUCCAUUUGGAAUUUGACCAAAGAGUUUUCUUUCUCUCUGAUGUGUAAUAAUAGGAGAAAUAUGGUUUAAUGCUGUUAAUUUCAGCCCAUUUUGUCACAUUUAGCUAGAAUUUCAUACUAUCAUUGUUUUCAUACAUCACUGGAACAGUUUUUGUGAUUAUUUGUUUUUUCUUAUUUAUAAAAUAAUCCUCUUCUUUGUUCAAAUAUUGUUCAACGGUGAGACCUUACACUUUGCCAUUCCAGAAACACAGAGUAACUUUAUACUUAAUACAGUAUGGCAUAUAUUCUCAAUAAAGCAGAGGUAUUGAAAUUAAA